Messenger RNA from Knipowitschia caucasica, 1794 nucleotides. The record is from the annotation of a GenBank genome assembly. Lineage: Eukaryota; Metazoa; Chordata; Actinopteri; Gobiiformes; Gobiidae.
AUGCACCGGCGCCCGGAGCCCGUGGGUAUCGGGCUGCCACUGGCCUCCCUUCGUCUCAUGGCCUCCCCUCUGCAGCUGACCUACUCGUUCAUUUGGCAGGUGCUAAAGCAGAAGAACGUGAACCAAUAUGAAAAGGUGGAGGACUUUGUGAAUAUGGUCACUCAGACUGUCCCCGACAUCAUCAGCUAUAAACAAAAGGCUCAGCUCCUGUUGGGCCUCAGGGCAAAGAUCAUUUUGGAUCUGCUGAACACAGAUGAUCAACCAGACACUCGAGCCAUUCAAACUCUAAUAAACAAGUUAAAAGUGCCCACAACGACAGGGAAAGAUACAGAGGUGGAAAAGUCACAAACUAACUUCAUGGUGCUUGUUCAAAAUCUACUUAAAAGUCAAAAUGAACGCAAGCAAUUCUUUAAGGAAGUGUUCCCAGUCCAAUACGGUACAAAGUUUGACACUGCUCUACAGGCUUUGAUAGCCGGCCUCGUUUGCAAACUGGAGCAAUUUAUUCCUGUUCCUAAUCUGACACAGCUGGGGACCAUGAUUUCGACUGACCCUGCAAUUCUGGAGGCCUGUGGAGGCUUCAUCCCUGACCCUGGGGACCUCCGGACUCUCCUCCUGCACCAGCAAGCAAAGGGAAUGCUGGGGGUAAAAGCAACUGUCUCCUCUUCUGUGGGCGACUCUGUACUGUCUUCUCUUGCCUUCAGACUGAAGUCCUCAGAUCUCUCUCCUGAACCUCCCAAACCAAUUGAAGACACGCAAACCGAUAACUGCCCCGACUCGCCCAGUGAAACAGGAGACUUGGGUGUCAUAUCAGAUGAAGAAGAUGCACCUUUCUCUAACCCCACUUCUGCGCAGAGCAGCAAACCGCCAGGAGAGGGCAGUGUUGCAAAGGAAAACACUGUCCCAAGCACAACACAUCUGGAGAAAGAGAACCAAACAUCUCAAGUGCAGUCGCAGUGCGGGAAGUGCUUUUCCAAGCUUCAAAGCCUGACAAAACACAUGCUCGCACACAGCGGUCAAAAACCCUUCUACUGCAACAUCUGCAACAAGGGCUUCACUCAGUCGACCUACUUCAAGAGACACAUGGAGUGCCACACCAGUCAGAUGACAUUCCCGUGCAAGCAAUGCAACAAAACGUUCCCGACCGCGUUCAAACUGGCCAAUCACGAACGCUGGCACACUCGCGAUCGCCCCCACAUGUGUGAGCGGUGCGGCAAGCGUUUCCUCGUGCCCAGCUUGCUGAAGAGACACAUGGGAUACCACAUCGGGGAUCGCCAGUAUCUCUGUUCUCAGUGCGGCAAAACGUUUGUGUAUUUAUCCGACCUGAAGAGGCACCAGCAAGACCACAUUCCCAAACCGAAGAUACCAUGCCCGGUCUGCCAAAAGAAGUUUUCCAGCAAGUACUGCUUGCGAGUUCAUCUGAGGAUCCACACUCGCGAGCGGCCGUACCGGUGCACCCUGUGCGAGAAGACGUUCACGCAAGUCGGCAAUCUGAAGGUCCACAUCAGGCUCCACACCAACGAACGGCCCUUCAGCUGCGACGUGUGCGGCAAAACCUACAAGCUCGCCUCCCAUCUCAACGUGCACAAGCGGACACACACAUGUAAAAAACCGUGGAACUGCGUGACCUGCGGGAAGGGCUUCUCCGUCCCGGGACUCCUGAAGAAGCACGAGCAGCUCCACGUAAGAGAGGCCGACCCAGAGUUUGCGGCCAAGCGGAGACACAGGGGCAAGCACAAGAAGCACUCUCUCAAGAGGAAGUAUGAUGAGGAAGAUGAAGGCAGUGAUGACUAUUAA